GCUCUCCUUGCGCCCCAGUCCUCCGCCUCCUCCCCCGCCCCUUCCCACCUCCGCCCACUUGACGCGAUGACGCACGGCAGGUUUGCGGACGUGGCGGCGGCGCAAGGUCCGGAAGACCGAGACGUUGGUUGCGGUUGUGGUGGCGGCGGCGGCUGGGGAGGAGGACCACGGGUGCAGCCAGAAACGGAGGUUCUGUCAUGAACUUUCCCGGGACGGCAGCGUCGGCGGACCUGGCAGCCGUUUCCUCGUCGCGACCCCCUUGCUAACGGGACAGAUUUUGACAUUAUGGCAGGGAGGCAUCAGAAUCGUAGCUUUCCUCUUCCAGGAGUUCAUUCAAGUGGUCAAGUACAUGCAUUUGGAAAUUGUAUGGAGAGUGAUGUGUUGGAGGAGGAUGCUGAAGUGUAUGAGCUUCGAUCCAGAGGAAAAGAGAAAAUCCGAAGAAGUACAUCAAGAGAUAGACUCGAUGACAUUAUAGUAUUAACAAAAGAUAUACAGGAAGGAGACACUUUAAAUGCCAUAGCCCUUCAAUACUGUUGUACGGUAGCAGAUAUCAAGAGGGUUAACAAUCUCAUCUGCGAUCAAGACUUUUUUGCCCUUAGGUCUAUCAAAAUACCAGUAAAAAAGUUUAGUUCAUUGACUGAAACACUUUAUCCUCCAAAAGGAAGACAGGCUUCACAUCCAUCAUCUGUUCAAUACGUUCCAGAACAGCAGGAAAUUCUGCCAUCUAAUGAUUCUCUUUCUUCCAGUGAGUCAGCUGGUAGCUUUUUAAAAGAAGUGGACCGAGACAUAGAACAAAUAGUAAAAUGUACAGACACCAAAAGAGAGAACCUUAACGAGGUGGUGUCUGCCUUAACAGCACAACAAGUACGUUUUGAACCUGAGAACAAAAACAUUCAACGUAAGGAUCCUUAUUAUGGAGCAGACUGGGGAAUAGGGUGGUGGACAGCUGUAGUGAUAAUGUUGAUAGUAGGCAUAAUAACGCCAGUAUUUUACUUGCUGUAUUACGAAAUUUUAGCUAAAGUGGAUGUUAGUCACCAUUCAACAGUGGAUUCUUCACAUCUGCAUUCAGGAGUCACACCCCCAUCACAGCAGAGAGAAAUGGACAAUGGAAUUGCUCCAACUAAAGGAAUGCCCUUUGGUCAACAAGAUGAUCAUAAACUAUAUAGUCGUGAUUCUCAGUCACCUGCUGCUCAACACAAAACAUAGCAUUAGCUCAUAACAAUGUUAGUGAUCACAGGUACAUCUGGAAUGUGGUGAACCAAUUAUAUUCAAUAACCACUUCAGAGGCAGAAUUUAGGGAAGUUUGAAGAUGCUUUUGUUUUUCACCUUUGAGCCAUCUACAAAUGGAUUGAGUACAAAAUCCCUGCAGUUGCUGGUUAUUUAUAUUGAGAGCAGUAAAUCCAUAUAUCUGUUUUAUCAAUGGUUAAAGCAGAAAUUAAUUAAAUAGUAUCUACUAGGAAGUUCUUAACUUGGAAAACCCAUCAUUUUUCUUAUUCAAAAUUGGUUAUAUUUAAAUUUUAUUUUUAAGUAAUAAUUUUUGGUUUAAGGCUAUUAGUUAAUAAGCAGAAUAAUGAUAGCAUCAGAUACCUGCAACUGAAGAAAAUUUGCUCCUGCGAACCAUCAAAAUAGUUGCAAAAAAAGUUUGACUCUAAAAUUAUUUAUGAUAGUACACACUUAAUACUCCAUUUUGAAACUUUGAAAAUAAGUUUAGCACAUAAUGCUAUGAAAACUUAAGUAGGAACAGAAGUGGGAAAGUAAUGUAUGUAAUAAUGUCUGUAAUAGAGGCUAAGAUAUAGAUUAAAUAUUUUUUAGCCCUGAAAAUAAUGUGUAUGGUUGGGAAGUUGCCAUUUAAUCACUAGAACACUGGAUUAGGUAAAGACCUAAAAGAAAUCUUUGUCUCUUAAAGAAUGCUGCCUCUGCUUCUGUUUUUUAAGUGAUUAUAUUUGUCUCUGAUAUUUGAAAGCACUUUUGUAAUUUUUGAUGAAAAGUGUUAUACAUGGACAGAUUAGCAUUGAGACAGUAACACUAUAUACUGUGAUAAGUUGUUGCUAUGUUAUAUGUGGUAACAUGCCUUAAUUGCAUUUAAUGCCUUAUGUGUAAUCUAAGUUUUAAAAUUAAAGUUAGGCAUUAUUUCAUACGGUUCUAUCAAGAUUCAUAACAUAGGCUGUACAAAUUCAUCUCUACCUUCACUGUCAAGCACAAAUUAAUGGGGUCAACACAAAUUUUCAUUGCCUCUGAAGUCUGUUGCAGAAAAUGGUUCAUUAAGCAAAAGCAGUAAUUUAGAGACCUUUUGCCUUAGCAAGAACAGGCAUGUUGCUGUUUUUAUUGACUUCUUAACCUCUGUUUUUCAAAGAGAAAGUGUCCAACAUAAACCUUUUCUUCCCCUGAACUGUAGCAUAAAAUUGGAGAACAGAGGCCAAAGAUUUAUGAAUUGGUUGAAAGGGCUUGAUAGUGCCACUUUUUAAGAUCUAUGGAUCUGCUAGAUAAGAAGCAUUUGCAUACUGAUCCCAUCAUUUAAUUUUUAAAAGUAUGUUUUUAAAAAUGUAACCAGAAUGAUUCAUUAGAAGUAAGAUUUGGCGUCUGGAUUGCGUUUUUGUAUAAUAAAGUAUGUACCUUAAGAUCUAUAAUACCACCUCAUUUUCUGGGCAUUAUUUCCUAAUUUUAAUGUUUCAGCUUUUUGACCAAUUUGUAUUUCAUACUCCAAUCUUGAUACAGCAUGGGGUGAAUGUACCUUCAUAAAAAAGUUUCAUAAAAAGAUAGGACAGAGAAGUCAAACAUUAAAACCUUUGCCUAUAUUUGAGGAACUUAGACAAUUACCAAAAAGUAUUAAUAUAGAAGUUGCAGCAAAUUGAUUUUUUGAAUAACUCUUUUAGUUUAAAAUUUAAAAAAUUGUUUUAAUGUGCCUUGGGCAUCUUGAAAAGAAGAAUAUGAUCUUUCUAAUUUAUGCUCAGUGUUAACUUGGUCAGUUUACAUUGUAUUUAUUAAGCCUGCUGAAAAAUCAAGUUUGAGGGAAGAAAAUACAGAUUAUUUUAGAGUAGAAUGGGGCUGUAUGGCCUUUCAAGAACUUUGUUUACAUCAAAUUGAUGAAAUUAUGGAGAGUCAGUGAUUCCUUUUUGCUAGCUAGUGGUACUUUGAAAUUGUGAUAGAGGUCUGAUUUCCAGGAUAUGUCACUUAUUUUUAAAGUAGUGAGGUGUAUGCUAUGUACUUGCUGAUUAAAAACCAUUUCUGUCUUGCAAAAUGCCCUGUUCCUUGAAGGGAAUAUAACAUCCUUAUACAAAAUCAGGCAGUUUCCUUUUUCUGUAUAUUUGAAUUAUAUAUUUUAAUUGAAUAUAAUUUGAAUUAUAUAUAAUUCUAUAUGUUAUAUAUAGAAUUAGAUUCUAAACGUCAUUUUUAAAAGAAAAAUUCUUAAGCAUUUAAUAGGUGCAGAAUAAUUUUAGCUUUUAAAAAGUACUAAUAUACAUCAAAAUUUGUAGCAAAUGCAGGUUACUUUGUAAAACUUAAUAAAGUAAGAAAUUGUUAUUGUUGGACAUUGUGGACAUCAAUUGUAUUGAAACACUUAAUUUGAAAUUGAGGCUUCAUGUUAAAGGAUAUAUAUGUAUAGUAUACGUAAAAGUAACAACUGAAUCAUUAUAUUUGGUUCACUUAAAAAAUUGGAGUUGUGAAGAAAAAUCAGCUAUUUUUAAGGCUUUUUUUAAAUUAAAGUCUGGGUCCAAUGUUAAGGUUGUUUUGAACUAAUGUAUGUCAUUUAAGAUAUACUGAUGAUAGAGUCUGCUGGCCACAUGAAGAAUUUAGAAGACUGCAAUGUUAAAUUAACUUCUCCAGAGGGCUUUUUGUUUUUUAAAGCUUUUCUUUUUCUGGAUUCUACUUGCUGUUCAGUGACCUGAAGAGUUUUUUAAAUGAACCACUACUUAGCAAUUAGUUCUUUUUAAAAAGUAUUUACUUCUAAAAUUACCUACUUGGGAAUAUGAAGGAUACAAGUUAGAAUUUUAGAAAUAUGAAGCAAGGAUCCAGUCAGUGUUAUAGGGUGAAAGUGUAAUUUUUAGAACUAUUUAUUUAAAUGGUGCAUUAUGAUGGAAAUCAUUAUUUUGAAUUACAACAAUGUUGCUCAGGAAGUCAGUAUUUUUUUUUUCCAAGUAUGUGCAUAUUGCACUGUUAGAGCAUAGAAAUAUCUGCAUUAUAUAAUUCUUUCUACAUGCAAAAAGUAUAAAUCUUUUGUAUAAUGUAUUUUAUACAAAUGCAGAAUGGAAUUGUAGAACUUUAUGUUAGCAUGUUCACCUGUAAAACUGGUUUUCAAAAGUUUUUGUCCCUUAUUUUUCAUAUUUUAAAAGAUCUUCAGAAUAUAAUAAAGUUUCUAUUUUAUUCAAUCUAAAAUGGAAGCUGGUGAAUUUAAUUGAAUAAAACAAACCUUUUCUCCUCCUCUUUCAAACUAUUUGAAAUAGAGCUAUUAUGUUAAGAUAGAUCAAGUUGCCACCCCCCCUUGUUACACUGAAACAAAAUCCACUGGAUUAUUUAUAGGA
This is a messenger RNA of Rhinolophus ferrumequinum (greater horseshoe bat), 4517 nucleotides long. RefSeq names its product LysM domain containing 3 (gene LYSMD3). The transcript has 3 exons. Gene Ontology annotation, biological process: Golgi organization. NCBI's taxonomy places the organism in Eukaryota, Metazoa, Chordata, Mammalia, Chiroptera, Rhinolophidae. Bases 286 to 1206 code for a protein of 306 amino acids. The record is from RefSeq and is a predicted model, not a curated record. Gene Ontology annotation, cellular component: Golgi apparatus.